AAACUAACAUGCCACAUCAACUAGCAACCAAGUCAAGUGGGUUAACAAAGUUAUUUCCGUACCUCUAUUAUCAUCCUUCAAAUUUCAACAAAAUCACAAAAUCAUUCAAUUCAACUCAUAAAAAAUUUGCCUUUUCCAAAUUUAGCAAAUCCAACUUAAUCAAAUUUCUCCCUAUAAACCCACCUAAUUUCCAUAAAAAUAUCUCUACAUAAAUCUCACAACUUUUUCCAAUUUUAUUAUUUCCAUUUAUUUAUUUAUUAAAUUCCCAAAAAAAAAAAAAAAAUUAAAAAUGCCACCUUUACAACUACUUCUCCGGCGCACAAUAGCCACCGCCGGCGUUGCAAACCCACCAUUAAUGCUCUCUCCUACGGCAUCAAUGGCGAAGCAAUCAAUCCCAAGCACCAUUGUUUAUUCCUCAAAGAGGAGCACGUUAGCAAAAAAGAGGGGCGCGUGUUAUGGAGUUGCGUGUGCGCACGUUAAGGGGUUAACUACAACCACUACAAAAAUAAAGCAAAUGAUAACAUACAACAUCCCUAACAACAUUAAUAGGAAAAGGGUAUUUAUGCUUUCUUCUUCAUCUUCCUCUUCUUCUCCAAUUUCAGAGGAGAGAGAAUCUAAGAGUAGUGAAGAAGAAGAAAAGGGGGGUGAUAGAUUUACUAGGGUUUCUGAUUUUGGGGUUGGUUCGUUUGGGUCUAAAAUGGGUUUCAAGGAUAAGCGAAACGAUGAUGAUUUGAAUCGAAACGGUGUCGUUUUGUCUACAGAGAAAGAUCAGGAGGAAAAGGGGGAUGCUUGUUCUUCUACCAAAUUGCUUACAUUGCCUACUGUUCUAACCCUUGCUCGUGUUGCUGCCAUUCCUGUUUUUAUUGGAACAUUUUUCGUGAAUAGUUGGUGGGGAGCUGCUGCCACGACCAGUUUAUUUGUUGCUGCAGCAAUCACAGAUUGGCUUGAUGGCUACCUUGCCAGAAAGAUGCGUCUAGGUACGGCAUUUGGUGCUUUUCUGGAUCCUGUGGCUGAUAAGCUUAUGGUCGCUGCAACAUUGGUCUUAUUAUGUAGCAAACCACCUGAAAUUUCCUUAUUUGGAGAUAUUCCUUGGCUAUUUCCAGUACCAGCCAUUGCAAUUAUUGGGAGAGAGAUAACCAUGUCUGCAGUUAGGGAAUGGGCUGCCUCUCAAGAUGCUAAGCUUCUGCAGGCUGUUGCUGUAAAUAAUUUAGGAAAGUGGAAGACUGCAACACAGAUGACUGCACUUACUUUUAUCUUGGCUACUCGAGACAGCAGUUUUGCUGCUAGUCAAGGGGCUCUAGCAACUUCUGGUGUUGCUCUGCUCUAUAUAUCAGCUGGGCUUGCAGUAUGGUCACUAGUAGUAUAUAUGAAGAAAAUUUGGAAGGUGUUAAUGAGAUAAAUAGUAAUACGUCCAUUGCUGCCUCUUUGGUAAGUUCUACACAGUUAUGUGGAUCUGAAUUGGUCGGUUUGUUGCUAGAGACAUCCGGACUUGAGAUGAUGGAUCCCCAUCUUCAUGAUGCUGAGAAUGAAAGAUACUGUGCUCCUCUGUAUAAUGCAUUCUGCUGAAUAAUCUUCGGCCGAAUAAUUGAAAUCGCUUUUUGCGGGAAUUCUUGUUCAUAUUAGUGGAGUUUUUGGGGGAUUCAUCACGGAUUGAUUUUGAAACUAUAACACAAGCCUAAUCCCAGUAUAUUAUUUUAUUACCUGGAGAUUCUUACAGCAACAAGCACUGGUUCGGAUGGUGAUAGGCAAGGGUUAUUAGUUCUUGUUUGAUGGUAGUAAUUUUUUAUGAUAUUAUUUGUUGAACUUCAAAGAUACAAACCUGUAAUAUACUUAUAUGCUGACUGAACAAAGCAUGAGCAGCUUUGUCUUAUAGAGUUUUCAAUUUGUCAUAUGUUACUUCCUUUGUUCCUU
Molecule: messenger RNA, 1911 nt
Organism: Chenopodium quinoa (quinoa)
Lineage: Eukaryota; Viridiplantae; Streptophyta; Magnoliopsida; Caryophyllales; Amaranthaceae
Product: CDP-diacylglycerol--glycerol-3-phosphate 3-phosphatidyltransferase 2-like
Exons: 7
Coding region: 290-1399 (369 amino acids)
Biological process (GO): glycerophospholipid biosynthetic process
Cellular component (GO): membrane; chloroplast envelope
Molecular function (GO): CDP-diacylglycerol-glycerol-3-phosphate 3-phosphatidyltransferase activity
Source: RefSeq, a predicted model, not a curated record